Molecule: messenger RNA, 1556 nt
Organism: Cladophialophora immunda
Lineage: Eukaryota; Fungi; Ascomycota; Eurotiomycetes; Chaetothyriales; Herpotrichiellaceae
Exons: 1
Coding region: 288-1220 (310 amino acids)
Biological process (GO): L-histidine biosynthetic process
Cellular component (GO): cytoplasm
Molecular function (GO): histidinol-phosphatase activity
Source: RefSeq, a predicted model, not a curated record
GUUCGGAAGAACUUCGGGGUUGAGGGCGACGACUGGACGGCGAGACUGGUGCGUCUCUCCGUGUUUGCUAUCUAGGAGCAAUUGGAAAGAAAUCAAAGAGAAGUCGCAUAUCAGGCCUGACCUCGACCCAGGACCAUUGAGGGCGAACAAAAGUCGGUAUAUUCCUGAAGAGAAAGCUGACAGCACCUGUCCCAUCGGCUCAAGCUACGACAAUAUUCUCUGAGACCUUGGUGCUGUGCUGUUGAGCAGGAUUUCCAACUCAAGAGGGCAAAAGCCUCCCCAAAGAGAUGCCCUUCUCCCAUCACUCGCACUCCGGCCAAUUUUGUGCCGAUCACGCGCGCGACUCGCUCGAAGAUGUGGUCCAGACGGCCAUUUCCAAGAACAUGUCCGUCUUUGCGCUGACCGAGCACAUGCCCCGGCAUGAGCAAGACCGGUACCCGGGGGAGCUCAACACGCUCGAGAUGCACUUCGCCAACGAGGCCGCCUAUGUCGCCGAGGCCCUCCGCCUGCGCCAGAAGUACAAGGACAGGAUAGAGCUGCCCCUGGGGUUCGAGGGCGAAUGGAUCCGACCCGAGUCCGAGGACCUGAUCAAGCAGAGUCUGGACAGGCACCCGUACGACUUCUUCGUCGGCUCCGUGCACCAUGUCCACACGAUCCCCAUCGACUACGACCACGCCAUGUACCACGACGCCCGGGCAAAGGCCGGCGGCACGGACGAGAGGAUCUUUGAAGAUUACUUUGACGCGCAAUUUGCCAUGCUGCAGGCCCUGAGGCCGCCCGUGGUCGGCCACUUUGAUCUCAUCCGGCUGAAGAGCGACGAUCCGAACCAGAGUUUCAAGCGGAUGAAGGGGGUAUGGGCACGGAUAUCAAGGAAUCUGGACUGCAUUGCCAGGUACGGAGGGAUACUGGAGAUCAACUCUUCGGCAGUGAGGAAGGGCAUGGCCGAGCCAUAUCCCCAGGGAGAAAUUUGCCAGGCUGCGCUGGAGAGAGACAUCCGCUUUUGCUUGUCUGAUGACAGUCACGGCGUGGAUCAGAUCGCCCAUAGCUACUCCCACGUCUUGGACUUUUUGCAAAAGGUCGGCAUCAGCUCUGUAACUUUUCUGAGCCACCGUGAACCCAGCGAUGGCCACAGCCCGAUACACGACCUUCGCUUUCAGACACUGCGCCAGGAGCAGAUGGGGCUGAAAAAGCUUAGAGAACACAGGUUUUGGAGUCAAUGAGCAGGCUACUAGACCACAGCUGCACGAGAUAUAGUGUCUAGACCACAUUUACAGGGCCUGGAAUAUUUGACAUCCCAAUCAGUGGUCGGGUGUGCGGAAGUGGGAGGUUUUUAGUCCUCCGUGGUUCCCGGUCUGGCCACGAGGUAUUCUGGGAACUCACGAGAGCAAAAUGGUCAUGCCCAAAAAGGAAGUGUCGAUAGCGAACUCCUGCGGUCCAGAUCAGCCAGACUGCAUACUGGGAAUCGUGCGAACUCGAUCCAAUGUUCUGGGCCGUGGGAUGAUAGGUCAUCUGAGGCACCACCACUACGGGCUUCCAAUGGUGGUAGUCGGUUCAUG